Molecule: messenger RNA, 3116 nt
Organism: Mucor mucedo
Lineage: Eukaryota; Fungi; Mucoromycota; Mucoromycetes; Mucorales; Mucoraceae
Exons: 7
Coding region: 1-3018 (1005 amino acids)
Biological process (GO): nucleotide-excision repair
Cellular component (GO): nucleus
Molecular function (GO): single-stranded DNA binding; DNA endonuclease activity
Source: RefSeq, a predicted model, not a curated record
AUGGGAGUGCAAGGACUUUGGUCACUUUUAAAUCCUGCAGCAAGACCCACACAAUUAGAUUCCUUGCGACAAAAAAGGAUUGCAGUGGAUGCAUCCAUAUGGAUUCACCAAUUUAUGCGAGCUAUGCGUGACAAGGAAGGCAAUGCUUUACGCAAUGGUCAUUUGUUGGGUUUUUUUCGUCGAAUUUGCAAACUCUUAUUUUUCGAUAUUAAGCCCGUCUUUGUCUUUGAUGGCGGUGCUCCUGUUUUAAAACGAUCCACUAUUAUAAUGAGGAGAAAACGUAGAGAAGGCAUUCAGAUGAAUUUAAGAGCUACUGCUAAAAAAAUCCUUACUACUCGAAUGAAAGCUAGAGUGUUAUUAGAACAAGAAAAAAAGUUACAUGGACAAGAUGAAAACUUUGUUUAUGCAGCUGAAUUAGAAAAAACUGCAGAAGCACUGCGCAAACCGAUAAAAUUAGAUCAAUAUGAAUUACCAGACGUACCAAAGAGAGAAAUAUAUGAACUAGAUCCACGGUUAGCGACACGAGAGGAAAUACAAAAUUUUGUAGAUGAAUUUACUCCUUCCGAAAUGGAUAUCAAUUCAGAAACAUUUCAGUCUUUACCUCCCGAAAUACAGUACGAAGUCAUUCAGGACUUAAAAAUUAAGUCACGUCAAACUUCAUGGGCUCGACUGGAUAAAAUGGUGCAGGGCUCGGCCACUGCAUUGGACUUUUCCAAGUAUCAAAUUAAAUCGUUAAAGCAUCGAAAUACAAUGACACAACGUCUUAUGCAAAUGAAUACGGUAGCAGGCGGAAAUGCUACCAGCGAGCCGUCUAGAAUUGCAGGUGAACGCGGUAGAGAAUAUAUCUUGUACAAAAAUGAAGAUCUUGAUCAAGGUCUUGGUUGGAAGUUGCCAGGAUUGACUGCCUCAGAACCUGUAGAAUUGGAUGGUCCGACGCGUCCAGAACCCAAAAUGGAAGUGCCUGAUGAAAGGUUAAGUGAGCCAGAAGAUAAAGUGCAGGCUGCUAUUGCGGCCAAUCCAAAGCUAGCAGCUCUUUUUAGCGACUUUUUGGAUGAAGAGGACGAAAAACGAGAAGCGGAAAUACUAGACAGAGAGAUGGAUAAGGAAAAUGAGGAGCCAGUAGAACCUCUAGUGGACGAUAUCCGUGCUUACAUGGAUGAUGGUGAGGAUGAGGAUGCAAUAAACCAAGUGAUAUCACGCAUGUACCCUACUCAAGAUCCAGUGCCCGUGGAGCAGGAUAUCACAUUGACUUUGGAUAUAGACGAUUUCUAUAGAUUAUGGGUCUCUCGUAUGCCAGAUGCAUUUGUUUACCUUCAUUCUCUCAAUGACCAGCAUUUAUCAAUCAUACGCUCGACUAUCGAAGAAGACGACGUUGACACACUUCGCCGUCAAUUGAAAUCCAUUUGUAAACAACGUGGAAAAACGAAUGAAAUUGAUGAACUAGCUUUGGAGUCGCUUCAAUUUCAUGAAGCCUUUCUGGAAAGUGUCAUUGCUUGGAACGAGAGAAAUUUUGAUAUCCAAUAUGACGAUUUUAAGGAACAAGAGUCAUCCAUGAAGUCACCGGUACAGAUAAACGAUAUAUCAGAUGAAGAAUAUGUCCAGUUUGAAACCUUGCCUAUUCAACAUGAUGAAUUAUUAAGCAGUGAAAAAAAAGGGGAUGAAGACACGAUGGAUCUAGAUGAUAAGGUAGUCGUGUCAGAUGAAGAAGCUGUUGGGUCAAGUGAGGACACACUAGUCCCGGAAGAACAAGGAACCGAAGAGAAUCUCCAAGAAGAAGGAAAGAAAGGACAGGUUCCCUUAAAUGGAAAUUUAAAAGUAUCUGAUGAAAUUGAGGAGGCGGAUAGCGCGACUACAACAGUUCCGGAUGACGAUAAUGCGGUUAUUGUUGAUGAAGACGACGAUGAUAUAGACAUCCACUUUUCCGAAGCACCACAAAGGAUCUAUAAUUCAUCACCACAAGACAAAGAGAAUAUAGCUAGAGAACAUCUGCAUAUUGAUAUUCAACAAUCCUUAUUGCUUUCAGAUGAACCGGAUCUUGAAAAAAAGUUAGAGGACGAGGUUACGGAAGAAGACGACGAAUUUGCUCGCUUUGUAUCUGAUAUUGCAUCCAAAGAUAUUGCGGAUAUCAGAAAUAAUCUCCAACAAGAUCUAGAAGAAUUAAACCAGGCACAGAAAAAGAAUAUGGGAAACACGGAUGAUAUUACCGGUCAAAUGAUUAAAGAGAUUCAAGAGCUUUUAAAAUUGUUUGGUAUACCGUAUAUGGUCGCUCCUAUGGAAGCCGAAGCGCAGUGUGCUGAGUUGGAGUCUUUGGCCUUGGUGGAUGGUACAAUUACAGAUGACUCCGAUGUCUUUUUGUUUGGUGCUGGCCGUGUAUACAAAAAUAUGUUUAACCAGCAACGCUUUGUAGAAUGUUAUCAUAGCAAAGAUAUCGACCGAGAAAUGCUAUUAAAUAGACAAAAGUUGAUUCAAUUAGCCUUCCUUUUAGGUAGUGAUUAUACAGACGGUAUCCCUGGUGUGGGGCCUGUCACAGCCAUGGAAAUUUUGUUUGAAUUUUCAACAACACCAGAGGAGCCAUUGGAAGCACCUUUGCAAAAAUUUAGAGAUUGGUAUAAUGGAAAUGUAGAUGAUACACCGUUCCAAAAAAAGUUUAGGAAACAGCAUAGUGAUUUGGAAAUACCCGGGGACUUUCCUGACCCCCGCGUAAAAGACGCAUAUUACAAUCCAACAGUGGAUAAGUCUACCCAGAAGUUUGAAUGGGGUCAGCCUCAGCUUGAUUCGUUACGUGUCUUUUUAACCGAGGCAUUUGGGUGGUCAGAAGAAAAGGCAGACGAAGUACUUUUGCCUGUACUACGUGAAAUGAAUAGCCGAAAGGCCUCUGGGGAACAGCAAGUGAUUAGCACCUACUUCAACUCAUCUGGACACAGCGCAUCUUCCACAAACACACAUAAACAUUCUAGCAAACGUGUGCAAAACAUAGUAGAAAAGUGGAGGAAGCAAAAGAAGCCCAAAAAUGCAUAAAAUUAUAUUAAUAAACAUGCUUCAUGUGUACACCUGCCUUAUCGAGAAAGGAAAUACUGGACUGAUAGAAACACCAGUUCAUAUAUUAUUGCUAUAGG